UUGGCCUGGAGUGAAGUGGUGUCUCCCGGUUUAUUUUUCCGUGUUUUGUGUAGAAAAAUAAUUAACAACAAAUAUAUUGCUAACACACGGAUAAAGCAAUAAACAAUGUUAAUUAGAAUAGUGAAACGCCUGUGUGUGCCUGGAUAGUACAUGGGUUUUUAUUCAGAAAAGUGUGUAUACAGGAAGAUAAUCGAUUUGUCAACGCGAGUUUAGAUUACAAUUUCGGUGCACUAAUUGACCCAAGGUGCGUUCAACCAUUACCACACAACCGUAUCAUGUUUGGUGUCGUUUAACUCGGCUCCUCAUGCAGAUUCUCCUGGCGAUGAUCGUUUUGUGUAAUUCCACCGUUUGAGCGAUUUAUUAAAAUAAAAACAAAUCGGAGCAUCCCGCGGCCGUUCACUCUGCUCUCGGUCGCGGAGCUGGUCAAGAGAAGACUCACGUUCACAGUAGCUACAUGGGGUUAUCGCCGAGACGUGUGCUCUAGCUUGAUUAACAAGUUUUGAUAAUUAUUACCGGUGGUGAGGCUGAAGAUCGGAGUGCGGGAGAGACAACGCUGUAUUUACAUAAUUAUUUAUAUUGUUCGCGCACCACUUUCUCGCAUCUCUGUAGCUUUAAUAUCAAUCCGAUAUAUUUCACUAGCGCGCCGCGAAUUAUGCAGCCCAUUAUCUUGUGUAGAUGAUUGAAGUGUCCGCCAGUACCACAUACAUAACGAAUUGUUUCAUACGCAGGUGACUGAUAAUCUGGGGUCUCAUGGAAAAAAUGGAAGUCGAUGAAGCUGUUGUGGAUUUAAGUAUUAGCUCCAACAACAGGUCAUCGCCGGCCCCCGCGUACCAGCUCAACUCCAUUCCCGCCGCCGUCGCCGCCAACGUCGCCCCCAUCGGCGGUCACCACCAGCACCAGCAGAUGGUGAACUCCAGGCGGGUGCUCCGGCCGCGCACCGAGCCGAUUUCCUACGUCGAGAGCCCCGACGUGCUCUUCAACGGGCUGCUGGACAAGCCCCGCACCAACGGCAACCUCGACUACAGCAGCGACUCCAGCGAGGGCGAGAUGCCGCCGCUGGCGCCCAUCAAGGAGCUCAGUCCCUCUGAGCUCAAACAUAGGGAGAGGGGAUUACGAAGGCUGAGAGAGGAACUCCGGGCGGAGGAGAUGAAGCUGGUGCUGCUGAAGAAGCUCAAGCAGUCGCAGCAGCUGAAGGAGAACGUGGCGGUGCUGCCGCCCAGCAUCCCCCCGUCGGCGCUGCCGCCCACCGGGCUGCCCAGCGGCCUGAGCAUCACCCCCACCACCGUGAAGGUGCCGGCCAACAAGAUCCAGCCGCCCAUGGCCGCCCACUCGCGGCACCCGAUCUCCAACUCGCACAAGCCCAUGCAGGGGGCCUCGCCCAACCUUCUCCGAGGGCAGGCGCCGCCGCCAAGAGCCAACAUGCACGGGCCCCCGCUCAGUGUGUCACCCCUCAGCAGCAGGACAAGCCUGUCGGUACCCCAGCCGCCCCAGAGGUCUUCCAUAGGCAGACCGCCCUCCGUCUUUCCUCCGGGGGUCAAAGACUUGUCGCCUUCGGUCACUAUAACACCCGCCCCGCCUCAACCAGUCAAGGACCGGCCUAGAGAAGACAACCAAACGCCUGCCCAAAGACAGGCCGCUGCCAAAUUGGCUCUGCGGAAACAGCUGGAAAAGACGCUCUUGCAGAUCCCGCCACCAAAGCCGCCCCCGCCCGAGAUGCAUUUCAUCCCGAAUCCCAGCAACACGGAGUUCAUCUACCUGGUGGGACUGGAGCACGUCGUGGAUUUCCUCACCAAAGAAACUAGGACCCCUUUACCGCCCAUGCCGUUCGCCUGCAGCCAGUGUCAGUCCGACUUCACGCCCGUCUGGAAGUGGGAGUCCAGCAAGAAGAACAAGGGGGCUAAAUCGGUGAUCUGCGAACAGUGCGUGACGAACAACGUGAAGAAAGCCCUGAAGGCCGAACACACGAACAGGUUGAAAACGGCCUUUGUUAAGGCCCUGCAGCAGGAGCAGGAGAUCGAGCAGAGGCUCGCGCAGAACGGAGUGUUCACCUCCAGCAGUCCGGCUCCGUCUCCGGUUACCCCGGAAGUGCUACCCAAGUCUGUCACCCCCACACCCACACCGAGACACGCAGCCACACCGCCGGCGCCGCCCCCGGCACAACCCACACCGCCUCCCCCCAGGAGUUCGCACGCACCCGGCCACUCCGCCUCGUCCGUGCAGGAUAAGUACAACCAGCAGCAGAGCGCGGCGGCGAUGCAGGCCUUACACCAGCAGCUGUUACGAAGUCUCUCAGCGGGCGGGCCCCCGGCGGGCCACAUGCUGCAGUUUUCGCCGCUCCUCUACCCCUGGCAGCUGGCCAUGGCGCAGGCGGCAGCCAGCGGAAAGGGGAGCUCCGCCAACCUGGCGGAACUGCAGCGGGCGGCCGAUCUCCAACGACAGUACCUGCUAGACAUGAUCCCGCCCGGCCCCCAGCAGCGCCACAACUGGAAGACAUGAUGCGUCGGCGAGUACGGUGAUAAAACUUGACAGUUCUAGAUAAAAUGGUGAUCCGUGACUUUUUUCCCGGCCGCACCCAGGCCGGUGUGUGUGACUGUUUAAUUUAAAAUUAUCCCCUUCGUAAGUGGAUUUAAAUGUAUUUUAUCAUGUGCCCGAUUUAGUUGUUCCAGAAGUGCGAGGCGGGUCGAGGAUGGUUUUUUUUCUUAUUGGACCUUAUUUUGGAAAAAAAAAUAUUUUUCUGGUGAUUGUGAAUCACGGUUUUUUAAAAAUUGCGGUAUUUAGUUGAGAAAAGUUUAUUUCGAACGGGUCGGAAAUAAAUCGAAUGCCAAAAAGUUGAUUAUUUUUUUUUUUAGCUACUGACAGCUGGUACUGUUGAAUGUGAAGUAGCAGAAAAUUGAAGAUGUCGUACAAAAAUAUUUUCUUAAUUUCAUGUACAGGAUGUUAAUUGAGCGUGUCGACAAACUUUAAGGGACGAUUCGUAGAAUGACUUUAAACCAAAUAGGGUUUAUAAAGGGGGGAUCACAAGUCGAGAAUUUUCGAUAUACAAGGUGUUGAAAUUAGAAAAAAAAUCACCUUUUGUAACUGAAGAUGUUUGAUAUUGAAUAACAAAACUUGGGUUAAUAAUUUAACUAUUUGAAGGUGAAAAUCGACUUAAUUCGUAUAUAAAUAUGUACCAGUGGUGGAAGUAUGGGAAUUACUUCCACUAAAAACCCCAGAAAUUUAACUCGCUGAAUAUUGUGAAAAUUUUGUCACUAAAUCCUUAUGAUCUUACCAAGACAAAAAGAUAUCUUUCGUUUUAUUCAAAGAAUACUCUUUUACUUUUAUUAACAUCCUUGAAAUUUUGAGUUUGAAAUAUGAAAAUUUUAAUUCAUACUUAAAAUUUGAAACUUCGAAAUUUAGAGUUCGUAUUUGAAAUUUCGAGCUUAAACUUGAAAUAUUAAGUUUGAAAUAUGAAAUUUUGUGCUUUAGUCUAGAAAUUUCGAGUUCAAAUUAAAAAUUUCAUAUUUGAGCUCGAAAUUUUGAGUUUGUACCUACUUAUUUUGAGUUUGAAAUAUUCAGUCUCGAGUUUAAACUUAAAAUUUUCAGUUUGAAACACAAAAUACUGAGUAUGAACUUCAAAUUUCAGUUUUGAAAAGUCUAGAAACUUCAGGUUCAUACUAGAAAAUUUGAGUUUGAUAUUCAAAAUUUCGAGUUUAAUCUUGAAAUUUCAAAUUUAAUCAAAUUAACAAUUUCCCGUAGAACUUUGAAAUUUUGAGUUGAAAUUAAAAAUUUCAUAUUUGAGCUCGAAAUUUUGAGUUUGCACUUGGAGUUUGAAAUAUUCAGUCUCGAGUUUAAACUUGAAAUUUUAAGUUUAAAACACAAAAUACCGAGUUGCAACUUCAAUUUCAGUUUUGCAAGUUCUAUUAGAAACUUCAAGUUCACAUUUAAUUUAAUCUUUUAGAGUUAAAAUUAAAAAAUUCAUAUUGAACUCGAAAAUUUGAGUUUGUACUUAAAACUUUGAGUUUGAAAUAUUCAGUCUAGAGUUUAAAUUUGAAAUUUGAAGUUUGAAACACAAAAUACCGUGUUUCAACUUGAAAUUUUAGUUUUGAAUGUUCUACUAGAAAUUUCAAGUUCAUACUCGAAAUUUUGAGUUUGAUAUUCAAAAUUUCAAGUUGUAAGCUUGAAAUCUGAAAUUUAAUUAAAUUAACAAUAAUUUUCUGUUGAAAUUCAAAAUAUCAAGUUCAAGUACAAGCUUUUGAGUUCAAACCUUGUAUUAAUUUAAAGUUUUCGAUAAACGGGCUGUGAAAUUAAAAAAAAAGAUGUCUGAUUUUUAAAAAUAUCUGUGAAGAUGUUUGAUUUUAGAAAAGCUGAAUUUAAUUUCAACACCCUGUAUAUUUAAAACUAUGGAUUUCCGGACCCACACUUUUAAAUCUUUUUGGCUUCAAUCCGCUCAAAAAAUCGUCUCUUAAAGUUUAUUAACGUGCCCUAUGAACACCCUGUACGGAAACAUUCUUUGACAGUCUUGUGAAAUCGUAAUUAUUUAGUUCAUCGUGUACCUUAGUAGGUUUAUUUAAUAUUUAAUUUAAAAAAAAAUUACGUAUUCCCGCUCAUGAAACUUGCGACAUUUAUUGCGAGAGUUAUCUCAUAGUUUCGAGCGUAAGAAAACGACCGGUGAUAAGUUUUUUAACCCGUACGUGGUACCCAGUAGAGAUAUAAAACUUGUCGUUACUAAAUUCGAAAAACCGUAUCCGGGAAAAGGCGGCAACAAUUUUUUUUCUCUCGAAAUAUUAUUUCUAGUCUCCACAAUUACCUUUUCGAUAAUAAAAAUCAUUUCGAUGGAUGGAAAUGAGUAAAAAAUUUUUUCGUGAAUCGUUGCGCAAGAAGUGUCGCAAGUCCUCACGGGCACGACCAACAUCCAACUUCUGGAAUAAAUAUAUUUAUUUAAAAAAAAAAAAUGUCGGCGCGACGUUGACCGUUGACGAGGCGUCGCGCCGUGCUUUGGCUGACAUGUUAGUUUUAGGUGUUAAGGUUGUCCUUUAUUAGCGACACAGUAAGUUGCGCGUGAGCGUGGGCAGCGUGUUAGUUAAGGAGUACUGAAGAGGUGUGAUUUGUACAUUAGUUAACGAUUU
Anoplophora glabripennis (Asian longhorned beetle) is the source of this 5105-nucleotide messenger RNA. RefSeq names its product transcriptional repressor p66-alpha (gene simj). The transcript has 9 exons. Gene Ontology annotation, cellular component: NuRD complex. Lineage: Eukaryota; Metazoa; Arthropoda; Insecta; Coleoptera; Cerambycidae. Bases 751 to 2496 code for a protein of 581 amino acids. Gene Ontology annotation, biological process: negative regulation of transcription by RNA polymerase II. The record is from RefSeq and is a predicted model, not a curated record.